This is a messenger RNA of Rotaria socialis, 480 nucleotides long. NCBI's taxonomy places the organism in Eukaryota, Metazoa, Rotifera, Eurotatoria, Philodinida, Philodinidae. The record is from the annotation of a GenBank genome assembly.
AUGACUACGUCGAAUUUCAAUACCAAUCCUUUAAAUAUGAUGACAAAUCAACCAAAUCGUAAAUCUACUGAUCUAUUAGCUAAAAUUCGUCCAAUAAAACUCAAGAAACCAGAUCUUGUUCAGCCACUCUCUCGUCCUAAUACAAUUCAAAUAUCGUCUGGAUUCAAAAUUCCUAAUACACGAAUUCAAUCAAAUGACAGUCCAUCAUAUGAACCGUUGGUAACCAUUAGUGACAAUGAUGAAACUGAUGGAGAAGAUUUUAUUUCGCCAAUACAAAAAUUAACAAAAGAAGAACUACGUGAAGAGCUAAACGCAUUUCAAUCAACGACAACGAAUACUUCCACUCAUGCUUUACUUACUAAUGAUAAUGAUGAUGACACAGGUGAAUUACAAUUCCGUUCGCAACAACAAGCCAAACGUUCUAAUUGUUGUUAUCGAUUUUCGAUUUCUUUCGAAGAUAGUUCAUGUAUAAUGUUGUGA